CUUAGAUGGCAGCCAUAUUUGUAUGUAGUUUAUUGCUAAAUACCAAUGAGUAUUAACCUUUAUAUUUACUUUUAAAAAAACACAAUCAAAAUAAAUAAUAUACCUAAACAAUGUUGUCAACAAUUAAAAAUUGCAAAAAUAUCUCUCGAUGUUUUAGUGAAUUAAAUAAAUUAAAAAAAAUUGACAAUCAAAAGUACAGAUUGUACAGUAAUAAAAAGAAAGCAGCGGUUGUUUAUCCAAGACGAGUAUUUUCUGGUAUUCAACCAACAGGUACAAUUCAUCUGGGUAAUUAUUUGGGUGCCAUUAAAGAAUGGGUCAGACUUCAAAAUUCAAAUGAUGAUGUAAUUUGGAGUAUUGUCGAUAUGCACGCAAUGACUGUACCACCGGAACCAAAACAAUUGAGAGAAAAUAUUGUUAAAGUUGCUGCAACUUUAUUAGCAUGUGGUAUUGAUCCAGCAAAAUCAAUUUUAUUUCAACAAUCAACAGUACCAAUGCAUGCUGAAUUGGCAUGGAUAUUUGGUUGUAUGACAACAAUGCCUCGUCUCGCUCAACAACCUCAAUUUAAAGAAAAAAGUGAAAAAUUAAAAGAUAUACCUUUGGGAUUAUUUACAUAUCCUGUAUUACAAACAGCUGAUAUAUUGCUUUACAAAGCAACUCAUGUACCAGUUGGUGAAGAUCAAAUUCAACAUUUACAAUUGGCACAACAUAUUUCACAAUUUUUUAAUGUCAAAUAUGGUGAAACAUUUCCAACUCCUGAACCACUUAUAAAUAAAUCAAGUGGACGUAUUAAAUCUUUACGAGAACCAACUAAAAAAAUGUCAAAAUCAAGUGAAUAUAAAAAAAGUUGUAUUUAUUUGACUGAUCCACCAGAAACAGUUUAUCAAUAUAUUAAAAAAUCAGUUACUGAUUUUACAUCAGAAGUAACAUAUGAUCCUGAUGAAAGACCUGGUGUAUCAAAUUUAAUAACAAUUCAUUCACUUUUACUUGACAAAACAGUUCAAGAAAUUUGUCAAGAAUCCAAACAACUAAAUACAGGACAAUAUAAACUUUUAGUUGCUGAUGUAGUUGUUGAAAAACUUAAACCAAUUAGAGAUGAAUAUUUAAAGCUCAUUAAUGAUACAGGCUAUGUGUUGGAUAUCUUAAAAGAUGGCUCAUUAAAAGCACACAAUAUUGCCAGUAAUAAUUUACCAGAUAUCAAAAAUAAAAUUGGAUUUUCUGGUGAUGUAGUAAUACAAGAAUCACAAAUAAUAAAUCAAAAUAAAAAAAAAAUUGAAUCAACAUAA
Molecule: messenger RNA, 1283 nt
Organism: Aphidius gifuensis
Lineage: Eukaryota; Metazoa; Arthropoda; Insecta; Hymenoptera; Braconidae
Gene: TrpRS-m
Product: tryptophan--tRNA ligase, mitochondrial
Exons: 5
Coding region: 111-1283 (390 amino acids)
Biological process (GO): mitochondrial tryptophanyl-tRNA aminoacylation
Cellular component (GO): mitochondrial matrix; mitochondrion
Molecular function (GO): ATP binding; tryptophan-tRNA ligase activity
Source: RefSeq, a predicted model, not a curated record